Salarias fasciatus (jewelled blenny) is the source of this 4133-nucleotide messenger RNA. RefSeq lists its product as uncharacterized. The record is from RefSeq and is a predicted model, not a curated record. Lineage: Eukaryota; Metazoa; Chordata; Actinopteri; Blenniiformes; Blenniidae. Gene Ontology annotation, biological process: DNA integration. Gene Ontology annotation, molecular function: nucleic acid binding. The transcript has 2 exons. The coding region runs from base 86 to 3691 and encodes 1201 amino acids.
UUCCCCCGCCAAGCCGAAGACAAAGUUUAAGAUUAGAAGUGCCUUCACGUCAGCUCACCUGGGUCUAGCGAGCCAUACUUACCCCAUGGAGCAGCUCAGGGGAAAAUAUAAACACCUCGUUGGCCUCCCCAUCAGAACCCUCACCGAUGUCCGACCAUUGUUACUCAUCGGCAGCGACCACCCCCAUCUCAUCACCCCAAUUGAACCUGUCAGGUUGGGACCACCGGGCGGACCGGCCGCCAUACACACAAGGCUUGGUUGGACACUGCAGGGCCCUUCGAGUGUCGUUUGUCACCCAUCUCAGCAAUGCCUGUUUACGUCAGUCACCUCUCCAAUGGCUGAGCUGAUGAAACAUGUGGAAAGGUUAUGGCAAAUGGACACUGUACCGUACAGGAACGAGAAGCUGGUGACUCGUUCCAGGGAGGAUCAGACGGCCAUACGCACCCUCGAGACGAAGACCAUUAGAGUAGAGAUUGAUGGUGUCCACCGAUACGCCACCCCACUGCUCCGCCGCGAAGACAUGCCGGUCCUUCAUGCCACCAAAGAGGCAGUCAUGCCUAACCUACGAAGUGUGGAGAGACGACUGUCCAAGGAUCCUGCACGUACCGAGGCCUACAGAACAGAAAUGGAGAAACUGAUCAGAGCAGGCUCGGUCGUCAAGUGUGAGUCACCAGUCGAAGAAGGUGGUGAGGAGUGGUACAUCCCCCACCAUAUGGUGAGCCACAAUGGGAAGAACCGGCUGGUGUUCAACUGCUCGUAUCAGUACCGGGGACAGAAUCUCAACGAAUACUUACUGCCUGGGCCGACCUUGGGAGCAUCACUACUGGGGGUACUUUUGCGCUUCCGAGAACAUGCAGUAGCAGUCAGCGGAGACAUCCGAGGCAUGUUCCAUCAGGUGCGCCUCCUUCCCGAGGAUCGAGCCCUGCUCAGGUUCAUCUGGCGGGAUGUCAACACAGGAGAGCCUCCAGCUGUGUAUGAGUGGCAGGUGUUACCGUUCGGCACCACGUGCAGCCCCUGCUGCGCGACAUUCGCCUUGCAGCUCCACGUCAUCAAGCAUACCGAGCCAAACGAUGAAGUGAGGGCCUCAGUGGAGAGAUGCUUCUAUGUGGAUAACUGCCUGCAAAGUGUUCCCACCGUCACGGAGGCAAGGCGCCUGGUCGACAAGUUACGCAGUCUCCUAAUAACUGCAGGCUUUGAGCUGCGCCAGUGGGCCAGCAAUGAGCUGGAGGUUGUGAGUCACCUUCCAGAACAGAGCCGUUCAGCUAGCACUGAAUUGUGGCUGGCCCAUGACAAAGCUGAUGCACCAGAGUCCACUUUAGGGCUUAGUUGGCUCUUCCACACCGACGUCCUCAGCUACAAGCAUCGCCAGGUUGAAUACUCGACUCCGACAAUGCGUAACAUUUACAAGGUCCUGGCUAGUCAAUACGACCCUUUGGGGUACAUCCUACCCUACACCACAAGGGCAAAAAUUCUAGUCAGGCUCCUGUGGGACAAACAUCGGGGAUGGGAUGACCCUCUGCUACCUCAAGAGCUCCUACAGCGGUGGAGGGCUUGGGAGGAUGAGCUCCAUGUCCUGCCUCGCAUCAUCCUGCCCCGCCCCUACCAACCUAAGGAGGUGGACCCCACCGAUCUUCACAGAGAGGUGCACAUAUUCAGUGACGCAUCUCAGGAGGCAUACGGCUCUGUGGCUUACCUUCGGACCACUGACAGCAAAGGGGGGAUCCACCUUGCAUUCCUGAUGGCUCGCAGUCGAGUUACUCCGAAGCGCUUACACUCAAUGCCUCGACUCGAGCUCUGCGCCGCCCUCGUAGGGGCCCAGCUCGCACAGGUGCUGGAAAGGGAGCUGACUCUCGACAUCAACCGGGUGACUCUGUGGUCCGACUCCACUACAGUCCUGAGGUGGUUGAAGUCGGACUCAUGCCGGUUCAAGGUCUUUGUUGGCACCAGGGUGGCGGAGAUCCAAGAGCUUACUGACAGACAUGCUUGGCGAUAUGUUGACUCGGCAAGGAAUCCGGCUGAUGACUUGACCCGAGGUAAAACACUGAACGAGCUCGCCACACCAAACAGAUGGAGCCAGGGACCCCCGUUCUUGCUGUCAAGUCCCGAUCGUUGGCCAGAGGACCCGAGGGAGGAGCAGGAAGAGGAUGCCUCAGAGCUACGUAAGGCGAUCUUCUGUGGUAUUCUGGCUGCUGCCUCUCCACCUUCGGCAGACCUGAGCCAGUACAAAUCCUGGAAGGAGCUGCUGGAAGAUACCGCACGGGGGCUGCAUGGGGCGGCAGACGCGAAGGACCCUAUGACCGCAGCCGAAUACUGUCAGGCCGAGCGGAUGAUCCUGCGGCAGGCUCAGCGGGAAAGUUUCGCCCAGGAGUACCACCUGUUAAGGGCCGGAAAGCUGGUCCCAAGGAGUAGCCGACUCUUUGCCCUAUCUCCAGAGUUGGAUGAGCAAGGAGAGCUCAUCCGAGUUGGUGGACGACUCCGGCGUGCGCAAGAUUUGGAGCUAGCAAUGCUUCAUCCAGUCAUUUUAGAUCCUAAGCAUCCAGUGACUCAAUUGCUGAUUCAGGAUUUCGACCGUCGCUUGCAUCACCCAGGUCCUGAGCGAGUGUUUGCAGAGAUCCGGCGGUCCUUCUGGAUCCUGAGAGGGCGUGAAGCAGUCCGGCGCCACCAGCACAACUGCGCUGACUGCCAGCGGUGGAGAGCAAACCCUACAGUGCCGAAGAUGGCCGACCUGCCCGCUGCCCGUCUGCGUUUAUUCAAACCUGCGUUUCACUCGACGGGUAUGGAUUGUUUCGGACCCUUCGAGGUGAGAAUUGGCCGGCGUCUUGAGAAGAGGUGGGGCAUAAUCUUCAAAUGCCUCACCACGAGAGCGGUUCACCUGGACCUCCUCACCGCCAUUGACACCGAUUCUUUCCUGAUGGCACUCCGGCGUUUCAUCGCUCGUCGGGGAACCCCAGCAGAGCUGUUCUCGGACCAAGGGACCAACUUCAGGGGUGGUGAACGGGAGCUUCGUGAGACCUUCCAGAAGCUUUCCCCAGAACUGCAGCAGCUCCUGGCCCCACAGAAGAUCUCCUACUACUUCAACCCCCCUGCGUCACCCCAUUUUGGUGGGGUAUGGGAGAGAGAGAUCAGAUCAAUAAAAAGUGCCCUCUACAGCACGGUGGGCGCCCAGCCAGUACCAGAGGAGGUGCUCCGCACCGUACUUAUAGAAGUUGAGGGGAUCCUGAACAGCAAACCCUUGGGAUAUGUUUCCGCCGACGCCAGGGACCUUGACCCCAUCACACCCAACGUCCUUUUGAUGGGGCGGCCCGACGGAUCAUUGCCUCAGGUGGUCUACCCAGAGACAGAGCUCAUCGGCCGCCGUCGCUGGAAACACUCCCAGAUUCUGGCUGACCACUUUUGGGCCCGUUUCAUCAGACUGUAUAUCCCCAGCCUACAGGGGCGCCAGAAGUGGCAGACCAUGACUGAGGGUAUGGCACCAGACUGCGUGGUGAUGAUUGCCGACCCUCACCUGCCGCGAGCCCUCUGGCCCAUUGGGAGGGUAGUCAAGACCCAUCCCAGCUCGGAUGGGCUCAUCAGGUCUGCCGACGUGAAGGUGAAGGAGCGAAUCUACACCCGGCCAGUUGCCAGGCUGGUUGUCCUUCCUGCAGUCCCUUCCGGAGAAGAGGACAACUCCGCUCCGGUGCCUUCGGCCUAACUUGGACUUUGUCGCCUUUGUUUAUUGUUCAAAUGUCCUGCGUACAUUUGGGGGCGGCUGUAGAAAAGGCCACAAAGUUUGUUAAUAGCUUGUAUAUGUUUAGAAUGGGCGUAUUCGUUUGCCACGGGGUUAUAGUUCACGGAGGUGCAUAAGUCACGCCGCCACGCCGCCACGCCCCCCUUACCUGUCGUUAAGCGCCGACACGACCGAGCAGCGGUGCACGGGGAGAAGGGAUCAAUCGCGAAGGGAUCAAUCGUGAAGUUUGUGUGCGUCAGUGAAAAGAAACCACACACACACUCACACACCCACAAGUUCACAAGUACAGUCUGUAGACCUGCUGAACUGUGAGUAAAAGCCUUCAUCUGCAAUCUGCCUCCCUCCUCAUUACUCCUCACCUGAAGUGGCCACAAGUGGUGUUCUGGCCGACACACCAGACAUGAAC